CUUCUUUGGCAAUAGUUUGGUUCGCAAAAGUGAUGUGCGAACUCGAAUAUGUCGAACCAGAGUUUCGUCAAAAGGUGGCCAAAGAAGAGGGAAUUUCUAGUCUGAUUAUUAUAGCCAUUAAGCAUUAUGCCAGUCAAUUACCUAUCAAAGAGGUCAAGAACAAUAAUGCUUGGGCCAAACCUUUAUUUUCAGACGGGAAUACGACCUACGAUGGGGCAGCUUUACCAGGAGCUGUACCCACUCCUACCUCCUCCUUCGGAUUGGAAUUCGAAGGCAAUAACCCUGGACAAAC
This is a messenger RNA of Paramuricea clavata, 292 nucleotides long. The record is from the annotation of a GenBank genome assembly. Lineage: Eukaryota; Metazoa; Cnidaria; Anthozoa; Malacalcyonacea; Plexauridae.